CCAUGUUUGACAGUAUCUGCAACCUAAGAACUGUCCAUGAUCAUGUAUUUUGUAAAAAGGUUUCUGUUUCUCUUUCUGCACACGUUGCUUCAAUUCCUUCUUCUCCGGUGUGGCACUUCACAGGACACCAUAACUGUCAGUCAACCUGUUACAGAUGGUAAGGUUUUGGUAUCCCACGGAAAGAUCUUUGCCCUUGGUUUCUUUAGUCCUGGCAUGUCCACCCACCGCUACGUCGGAAUUUGGUAUUACAGUGCUGAUCCGGGGCAGGCCAAGGUGUACGUGUGGGUAGCAAACAGAGACAAUCCUAUUAACAACAGGUCUGGAGUUCUCUCAAUCGAUGUUCAUGGAAACCUAGUACUCAGUGUCAAAGAUCAGAGCCAACACAUCUGGUCCGCAGAUAUUGUUUCAAAAUCAAAGAACAAUAUUAGUACCAUCGCUCAGCUCUUGGAUUCAGGAAAUCUAAUCUUGACACAUGAUGAUGAAAGAAAGAUGGCACUAUGGCAAAGCUUUGACCAUCCAACGGAUACCUCGCUUCCAAACAUGAAAAUUGGGCUGGACCGAAGAACUGGCCUGAACCGGGUCCUAACAUCAUGGAAGUCCAAAGACGACCCAGGAACUGGAAACUUUUCGUAUAAGAUAGACAGCAAUGGCUCCCCUCAGUUAUUCUUGUACGAGGGUAAGGUUCCACGGUGGCGUUCUGGUCAUUGGAAUGGCCAUGGAUGGAGUGGAAUCCCGACAUUGCAGGAUAGUAAGCUCUUCAAUAUCAGUUUUGUGGACAACGAGAGCGAGAUUACAACUAUUUGGGGUGUCGGUGACCGCCCAACACUGCUGUCAACAUUAGUGGUAAACGAGUCUGGUUUCGUCCAACGGUCUGUGUACAUGGAGGGAGACAGUAAAUGGGAUAUGCUUGGUGCGGCACCUUUUGACCAGUGUGACAUUUACGGAAAGUGUGGUGCUUUUGGGAAAUGCAAUAAGGUUGGUAGUGGGUUCGAGUGCAGCUGUUUGCCAGGGUUGCAGAGAAAUGCAUCAGGCGGGUGCGUGAGGAAGCGUGGGGCGGCAUCCAUUUGCAGGAGCGGCGAAGGGUUUGUGAAGGUUGCCAAUGUGAAGGUUCCGGAUACUUCAGCAGCACGAGUUAAGACUGGUUUGAGUAUGGAAGCGUGUAAGGAAUUGUGCCUACAGAAUUGUUCUUGCACGGCGUAUGCAAGUGUGGAUGCGCGGGAGGAAGCGGGGGACUGCAUCAACUGGAAUGGUGUUCUGAUUGAUACAAGACUGUAUGGAGGUGGUGGUGGCCAAAGUUUGUAUGUACGUGUGGAUGCGGUUGAGUUAGAUCUGUAUCAUUCAAGGAAGCCAGCAGCAGGGUUCUUUGCUAGUAAGAAAAGGCUGGCAAUCACGGUGGUGGCCAUGCUUGUUACUUCAUUUCUCAUUUUCGUCUUUGUGCUUUCGGUAAUAAAGAGAAAGAGAGAGAGAAAAGGGAGCGCCAACCAACCCAUGUUGUUCGACGAUGCCAGUUCGAUACCCUUUCAAGAUUCUCAAAAACAUGAUGAAAGAAGAGGAAAACCAGAUUUACCAUUUUUUGAACUAAGCACCGUUGUUGCUGCCACAGACAACUUCUCCCCUGCUAAUAGGCUUGGACAAGGUGGUUUUGGCCCAGUCUACAAGGGUCAACUAACCAAUGGACAGGAAAUAGCCGUAAAAACACUCUCAAAAAGUUCAAGACAGGGCACAGAAGAAUUUAAGAACGAGGUUAUGCUAAUAGCAAAACUGCAGCAUAGGAAUCUUGUUAGGCUUUUUGGUUGUAGUAUUCAUAAAGAAGAGAGGAUGUUGAUCUAUGAAUACAUGCCAAACAAAAGCCUAGACUUUUUCAUCUUUGACGAAAUAAAAAGACAACUUUUGGACUGGAGGAAGCGAUUUGAAAUUAUUGUUGGGAUUGCUAGAGGAGUAUUAUAUCUUCACCAAGAUUCAAGACUGAAGAUCAUCCAUAGGGAUCUAAAAGCAAGCAAUGUACUACUAGAUGCAGCAAUGAACCCAAAAAUUUCAGAUUUUGGUCUUGCUAGAAUGUUUGGGGAUGACCAAAUUGAAGCAAAUACAAAUAGACCUGUUGGCACAUAUGGAUACAUGUCACCAGAGUAUGCAAUGGAAGGAUUAUAUUCUACAAAAUCAGAUGUCUUCAGCUAUGGUGUCUUAGCACUAGAGAUAAUUAGUGGCAAGAGAAAUAACCAUUUUUAUGUUGGAAGCCCUUGCCUAAACUUGAUUGGACAUGCAUGGGACCUAUGGAAAGAAGGUAAAGCCCUAGAUAUAGUCGAUUCUUCAUUGGGUGAUGAGGCAUCAUAUCCUGCUUAUGAAGUUUUGAGAUGUAUUCAAAUUGGGCUUUUAUGCGUGCAAGAACAAGCUGCGGAUCGGCCAACCAUGCUAGAAGUUGUGUUCAUGCUAGGAAAUGAAGCGAACGUUUCUUCUCCCAACAAGCCUGCAUUUAUCAAUAGAAGAAUUAUAGAUUCUGGUCAGGAUCCCUCAAGUUCUGCUGCAGCAGCUGCUUCUCAAAACGACAUUACCAUUUCUGAGCUUGAAGCUCGAUGAAUGGCUGCUACCUCUCAUCAAUUCGGCUCAAGUAAUUUAAUUGCUAGCUUUCGAAAUAUGGGAAAUGUUCUUAUUGUUUUUCAUCCACAAAUUUUAAGAUGUCGUACUUUUAAUGAUCUAUAAAUGUAAAUCUUAAGUAAUGUU
This is a messenger RNA of Juglans microcarpa x Juglans regia, 2718 nucleotides long. RefSeq names its product G-type lectin S-receptor-like serine/threonine-protein kinase At1g11410. NCBI's taxonomy places the organism in Eukaryota, Viridiplantae, Streptophyta, Magnoliopsida, Fagales, Juglandaceae. The record is from RefSeq and is a predicted model, not a curated record. The transcript is spliced from 7 exons. Bases 37 to 2574 code for a protein of 845 amino acids. Gene Ontology annotation, biological process: recognition of pollen; protein phosphorylation. Gene Ontology annotation, molecular function: protein serine/threonine kinase activity; ATP binding.